AAAAGAGAGAAGAUAACCAAACAAUGAAACUGAUAAGCUUGUGGAUGGGGGAAGCCCCAAAGAGAGAAAUGUGGGAGCCUGUCUUAAAGAGAAGGACGUGAGUCCCCGUUGAACCAUGUUUGAAGGGUGUCAGAGGUCAAAUCCCCACAGGAACUUGGAGACCGUUAGACUGGGGAGGGACUUGGGUUGGUUUUUACAGGUAAUUUUACAGUUGGACCCUCUGGAGGUUACAGAUAAACCAAGUUUUCAAGAGUGAGAAAAUAGGGGCUUGGUGGUAAUUCUCCAAACACUCGUACAGCGCAGAGACUCCCCCCCUAAGCGGGCGGCUUUCCUUUUCCUAACUUGGAGAACGCUUUUGCUAUCUUUGGCAAUCUUGCAUUUCUCCUGACCAGUAUAUAAACAAAGGUCUUGGCUUUGUGUAAGUUAUACUAUCAUCGUCGUCCCUUUUUUCUGCCAUUGCUGAGUUCAAUCCGUUCCAGAGAGAGAGAGAGAGAGAGAGAGAGAGAGAGAGAAUGAAACAAUCGUCGAAGGAAGCUGAAGAGGCGAGGCAGAAGCAGAUUGACGAUUGGCUUCCGGUCACUUCUGCUAGGAAUGCCAAAUGGUGGUACUCAGCUUUCCACAAUGUCACUGCCAUGGUUGGGGCUGGUGUCCUUAGCCUUCCCUAUGCCAUGGCCGAGCUUGGAUGGGGUCCUGGCAUUGCUGUCGUGCUUCUGUCAUGGAUCAUCACCCUAUAUACACUAUGGCAAAUGGUUGAGAUGCAUGAAAUGGUGCCGGGGAAGCGGUUCGAUCGGUACCACGAGCUGGGACAGCAUGCCUUUGGAGAGAAGCUGGGCCUCUGGGUCGUUGUGCCCCAACAGCUAAUUGUGGAAGUUGGUGUCAAUAUUGUCUAUAUGGUCACAGGAGGAAAGUCAUUGAAGAAGGUCCAUGAUGUGAUUUGCCCUAGCUGCAAAGACAUCAAACUCACCUUAUGGAUUUUGAUUUUUGCUUCUGCCCACUUUGUUCUCUCCCAUCUCCCCAACUUAAACUCCGUCUCUGGUAUCUCGCUUGCUGCCGCAGUCAUGUCCUUGAGUUACUCAACGAUUGCGUGGGGAGCUGCUAUUCACAAGGGGAAGGUACCGAACGUGGACUACAGCUACAAAGCUAAAUCCAAUGUCGGAGCUGUCUUCAACUUCUUUAGUGGGUUGGGAGACAUAGCAUUUGCCUACGCUGGCCACAAUGUCGUUUUGGAGAUCCAAGCAACGAUUCCUUCCACACCCGAGAAGCCUUCCAAGGGACCAAUGUGGAAAGGAGUUGUUGUGGCAUACAUUGUGGUGGCUUUGUGCUACUUCCCUGUUUGUUUUGUUGGCUACUAUAUUUACGGAAACUCUGUUGAAGACAACAUCCUCAUCUCACUCGAAAAACCUGUCUGGCUAAUUGCAGCAGCUAACAUAUUUGUUGUGAUCCAUGUCAUUGGAAGCUACCAAGUUUUCGCGAUGGGAGUUUUUGACAUGGUUGAAACUUUUCUGGUCAAGAAAAUGAACUUCCCGCCUUCUUUCACCCUUCGCUUUAUUACCCGCACGAUAUAUGUUGCAAUUACCAUGGUCAUUGGUAUGGCCAUCCCUUUCUUUGGUGGCCUUCGGAUUCUUUGGAGGAUUUGCUUUCGCCCCAACCACAUACUUCCUUCCCUGCAUCAUGUGGCUCGCCAUCUACAAACCGAGACGUUUCAGUCUAUCUUGGUGCAUAAACUGGACCUGCAUUAUACUGGGAGCUACCUUGAUGAUUCUAGCACCCAUCGGUGCCCUACGGAGUAUCAUCUUGCAAUCGAAAACCUACACAUUCUUCUCUUAACUUGCCAGUUUUACAUGCAACAAACAUUCAUCUCUCCCCAUAUUCAAAGCUCAAACUUAGAUAGAUAUGAUCGCUGCUGCUUGACCAUCAAGGCAAACCCUUCGGCGUUUCUAGAUUAAUUGACUUCUGGUACCCUCCGACGGCCACGAUGGGAUUUGAGACAAGAGCGACCUCCUCUUUGAUUAGAGUUCUUGCUCACUAAUCAUUCAUGUAAACACAAUGCUGAUAUAAAAGAAAAGGGAUUAGAUUACUUGAUCUGCAAGCAUUGCAGAAUAAUCAGCAGGAGAAGUUAUGUGUAGAAAUAUGACUCUUGUAUUAAUUUGGGUGAGCUAUUACAUAAAUCCCUAUUUUGGUAGGAAUCCUACGCUAAUUACGGUGGGAAAUUAUAUUUUUAUAAUGAGUAAUGUUGCACUUACCGUCUAUUUGUAUAAUCAUGUUAUAUUUAGUGAUGUAAGGUUUUUAGUUGUU
This is a messenger RNA of Malus domestica (apple), 2295 nucleotides long. RefSeq names its product lysine histidine transporter 2-like. Gene Ontology annotation, cellular component: plastid; membrane. Lineage: Eukaryota; Viridiplantae; Streptophyta; Magnoliopsida; Rosales; Rosaceae. Gene Ontology annotation, biological process: amino acid transmembrane transport. Gene Ontology annotation, molecular function: acidic amino acid transmembrane transporter activity. The record is from RefSeq and is a predicted model, not a curated record.